Nilaparvata lugens (brown planthopper) is the source of this 3352-nucleotide messenger RNA. It is a transcript of the gene vap, whose product is annotated as ras GTPase-activating protein 1. Lineage: Eukaryota; Metazoa; Arthropoda; Insecta; Hemiptera; Delphacidae. The transcript has 17 exons. Gene Ontology annotation, biological process: regulation of GTPase activity. The record is from RefSeq and is a predicted model, not a curated record. Gene Ontology annotation, molecular function: protein binding. The coding region runs from base 30 to 2834 and encodes 934 amino acids.
AACUCUAUCAAUGACUCAAAACAACAAACAUGGCCGAGUUUAUAAGAGGUACUGGAAUGGUUUUAGCGAAAGAAAAACAAAUUCAUGGCUCUCCAAGUACUGGAAGCGAUGAAGGAGCUGACACAAAUAAUUUGAACGAUGAAUUUGAUUCAUUUUUAGGCGAUCAGGAUGAACCGGACAGUACAAACACGAAUAAUGUGGCUGCCCCACCGGAAACGCAGUGGUACCAUGGGCGAUUGGACAGAUGUACGGCGGAAGAGAGACUGUGGUCUGCCGGGGAUAUGGGCAGUUACCUAGUGAGGGAGAGCGACAGAAAACCCGGCUCAUAUGUGCUGUCUUACUUGGGACGCACGGGCAUCAACCAUUUCAGGAUAACAGCAGUAUGUGGAGACUUCUACAUAGGCGGCAGGCAAUUCGAUUCUCUUCCCGAUCUGAUAGCCUACUACACCAGUUGCUCGGAUCUGCUCAAAUCAGAGCGUCUCGACAAUCCAGUUGCCCCUCCUGAACCAGUCAAUGACAAGAAACGAAUUGUGGCCAUACUGCCUUACACCAAGAUGCCUGACACUGAUGAGCUCAGUUUUCAAAAAGGUGACAUCUUCUUCGUGCACAACGAUAUGGGCGAAGGAUGGCUGUGGGUGACUGCCCAUCGGACAGGGGAGCAAGGCAUGAUAUUCCGCGACUUGGUCGAUGAUUUAGAUGACUCCAUCGACCCUAAUACUGUAUUCAGCUGGUUCCAUCCUAAUUGCACCAAGUCAGAAGCUGUGGAUCUGCUAGUUAAAUCUGGUCCCGGUUCGUUCCUAGUCCGCCCGUCUGACAAUUCACCAGGCGACUAUUCGCUCUUCUUCCACAUCAACAACCAAAUCCAGCGAUUUCGCAUCGAGAAGAAGGGAGUGCGCUAUCUGAUGGGAGGACGUACCUUCGAGUGCUUGGAUGCAGUCAUCAACCGAUACAGGAAGGAGCAAAUCGUUGAAGGCCAUUCGCUAAUCAGACCCGUUUCCACGACGGUGAGUGAGACAGACGGACCUGUGAAAUCGAAAGAAGUUCAGCAUGCCGAAAAAAUUUACGCUACGCUAAGGGAAUGCAGGGAACAGUGUGGCAUCAAAAAGAACAAAGGUAUAAAGAUGCAAGAUUACUUGUAUAAGAAGAGCGAUAAGCAACAAAAGAAAUGGAAGUCGAUGUAUUUUGUGUUAGUAGUCGAUGGAACGGAUACUCACCUCAUAUUCUAUGAAAGUCCAAAACGUACAAAACCUAAAGGGCUUAUCGACUUAUCAUGUGCCUAUCUCUAUCAGGUUCAUGACAGUGUGUUCGAUCGUCCGAAUUGCUUUCAACUGGUGGAACGUGCAUUGCCCUGCCUUGCAACAGUUUCCUAUCUGUCUGCCAGCUCAGCUGACGCGGCCCAGGAAUGGAUAAAUGCAAUCAAGCCGUUGUGUAUACCUCAACAGAAACGACCGCCGAAAGUUCAACGACUGAGAGAGCUGAGGUGUUUGCAGCUGCACAUAUUGGAUGCCCAUCGACUGCCUGUCAAAUUGGUUCCAAAUCCGUUCUGCAUUGUAUCGCUCAAUCAGACGGUGAAGGUGGCCCGCACCAAGGUGAAGACAGGCAGUAGUGAUGUGGUGUGGGACGAGGAGUUCACCCUGGACGACGUGCCUCCCGAUGUUCUCACAUUCACCAUCACACUCUACAACAAGGCGAAACGCAGCAAGGACACUGAGGUGGCUGAGUGCACUGUCGAACUGGCAUCGCUCACCAAUGGCGGUGAUGAGAUCGAAGGCUGGUACAACUUGGUGGGCGUGACGCCGAUGGGAGAAUGGGGCUCUCUGCGUCUGCGCAUGCGCUAUGUGCAUGACCUGAUGAUGCCUGAGGACGAAUACUCACCGCUGCAACAGCUCAUCCUCGACCCAUCACUCGAAGCAGUUCGCGCCCUCGCCGAUCUCUGUCACAUGGACCGCAUGCCUCUCGCCACCUCACUACUCAGGAUAUUCAGACAUGAACGAAAAGAAGCCGACUUGUUGAGAACACUGAAUGAUGCCGAAAUCGCGAGGGAGGGAGAAACGUCGACUUUGUUCAGGGCAGCCUCCCUGACCACCACACUCAUGGAUCUCUACAUGAAGUCGGUUUGCACCGGCUUCCUGCAGGCUGCCAUCCAGGAUACCAUACAGAAAUUGUUGGAUACGAAACAGUCGUGCGAGUUAAAUCCGACUAAAAUGGAGUCGCCCGACGACGCAUGCGCAAAUGCCGAAUUUCUGCUACAGAUUUUGGACGAAGUCACACAUUCCAUUUUUAUGUCGGCUGACGCUUGUCCCAAAACUGUGAGAUACAUUUGCGGUUGUCUGCAGAGGGCCGUGAUGGGUAAGUGGCCGCAUGAGAGACUUGUCAGGACAAGGGUAGUGAGCGGAUUCAUUUUUCUACGUCUGCUGUGUCCUGCCAUUUUGAAUCCGCGACAGUUCAACCUGAUAUCAGAACCUCCUCCAACCAUGGCCUCUCGUUCACUGAUUAUGGUGGCAAAAUGUCUGCAAAAUUUGGCCAAUUUGGUGGAAUUUGGAGGCAAAGAACCCUACAUGGAAGUUGUGAAUCCGUUCAUUCUGAAAAACAAGGAGCGGAUGGUCGUCUUCCUUGACCAGCUGUCGAAUUUGGUUGAAAAACCCGAAUCAGAAAGCGAUCCUGGUUUGAAGGGAGACCCAGCAAGGGACUUGGGUACUAUCCACCAUAUUUGCGUGUCUCAUCUCAGGGAACUGCAACAUCUCACUAAGUCACAGGCAAGCCUAAAGAAACUGGUGACAGUCACUGAGAUGCUGAGUAAGCACAAACAGAAAUACUUGGAAAUGAUCAGGUAGUAGGAGAGCAGGCUACCUCCUCUUCCUCCCAGAAAUCCGCGUAAAAAAGCUGACUCGUCAAAAAUCGGCCAGGCUUUGGCCAAUCUGCGAAUGGUUAAUGUGUUCAAGUGAGAUUCGCUUCAAACUUCCAGCAUCUGGUUUUAUGGUGAGUAUUGAUGUUGUUUAUGAGGAUUACUGACACUUAGAAGCUCACCUGAUAAGUAACUGAUAGGUAUCUUAUAAGUACUAGCUCACCUGUAAGUAACUUAUAAGUACUUAUAGGUAUCUUUUACUUAGACCUUUUGAGUACCAACAUAGUCACCUCUAAUACAAGGUCCUGGCCUACGUCGACAGUGUAGGCCUAGAAUCUAAAGCCUAGUUUAUACGAUGCCAAUUGGCGAGACAAUUGUCAUAAGGCAUGAAAUUAUUAUCUUCGUAUAAACACAUCAGGCCAAUUGUCUUGCCAACUGUCCCGACAAUUGGCCCGAAAUUCAACUGUCUCCGGGAGUAGAAUGAGGACAAGAGGCUGGGCCCAGCGA